AUGGACCCGAAAGUAACUAUCGUCGAAGUUGGUCCUCGCGACGGGCUACAAAACAUCAAAAAUCAGGUACCUACAGAGGUUAAAACUGAACUCAUACGAAAGCUCUACGACUCUGGUCUGCGAACCAUAGAGGUCACGUCGGUUGUCUCUCCCAAGGCUGUCCCACAGCUGAGAGACUGCCAUGAGGUCCUUCAAAGCAAAACCAUCAAGCAACUGACCCAGCAUUCCGUUCGGUUACCAGUCUUGGUCCCAAACAUUAAAGGUGUUACGAUUGCGCAUGGCUAUGGUGUCUCCGAGGUGGCAGUCUUUCUCAGCGCUUCCGAAGGGUUCAGCAGAGCAAACAUCAAUUGCACCGUAGACCAGGGGAUCGCAAGAGCUCGAGAGGUCGCUUCAGAAGCCAAGAAACUCGGCAUGAUCGUCAGAGGGCAGUUUAAAAAUGGCACUGGCAUGCUAAUCGUGUGCAAAAGAUAUGUUUCCUGCAUAUUCGCUGAUCCUUUCGACGGGCCGACCCCUGAAUCUGCCGUUUUGAGAGUUGUGAAAGAGUUGUUAAGCAUGGGCUGUUACCAAGUCAGUCUUGGCGACACACUCGGAGUUGGAUCUCCAUCCGAUGUUCGCAAACUUAUCCAGACCCUCGGCGAGAAUGACGUCCCCCUCCGUCAGUUGGCUGGUCAUUUCCAUGACACCUACGGCCAAGCACUUGCAAACGUCUGGGAAGCAUAUCAAUGCGGUAUCCGAGUAUUUGAUAGCAGUGUCGCUGGUCUCGGGGGAUGUCCCUUUGCGCCAGGAGCUACGGGGAACAUUGCGACUGAAGACUUGGUCUACAUGUUUAACCGUGCCCGCGUUGCGACUGGUGUUGAUUUGCAAAAGCUAGUCGCAACAGGGCGAUGGAUAUGCAGCAAAUUGGGGAUUCCAUCAGCAAGCCGUGCUUCAGCAGCUAUAUCAGCCAAAGGUCAAAAGGCCGUUGCUCCACGACACGGCCAUAGCACUAAUAAUCAUGCCACCGACUUGGAGUGGAAAGAGGCAUCGAAGUCGGAAGGUUUAAUAACACAUCGAGCUGGUGCCAACCUCAGAAUCACCAUGAACCGUCCUAGAAAUGGCAAUGCAUUGACCACCAAGAUGAUUGAGGACCUGGUCUCGAUCUUCUCUUCGGCAGCCAAUGACUCGACGAUUAGUCGAAUUGCUAUUAUCGGGAAUGGUAAAUACUUUUGCACCGGCAUGGAUCUCGGCAAAAGCACCACCCCAGUCGGCACUGACGAAACAUCGGCCAACGAGCAGUACGAAAGACUUCACCGUCUUUUCGAGACGAUUGACCAAUCCCCCAAAGUUACUAUAUGCUGUCUGAAUGGCCCUGCUUUCGGCGGGGGCGUAGGGCUAGCAUUCGCAUGUGACCUGCGGCUUGCCACAAAGGAUGCCAGCGUUAUGUUGAGUGAGGCAAGGCUGGGGCUAUGUCCCGCGACCAUUUCCAAGUAUGUGAUUCGAGAACUUGGCGUGCCGUUUGCCAGGGAGGCAAUGCUGUCUGCGCGUCGCAUCCCUGCCAAGGAGCUGGAGACCAAGGGCAUCAUCAAGACCGUUGCCAAUGACGUAGCUCAAUUACAGUCAGCCCUGGAUAGCCUUGUCGCAGAACUGAGAUUUGUGUCCUCGGACGCUUUGAAGAUGUGCAAAGAGCUUGUUCGUGUGAGCUGGAGCCAUGGGGGACAACCGACUCAGGAGACAGCCAUUAAGCAUAUAUUUGAACAUAUGAUGAAGCCUGAUAGCGCAGGGUCUUAUGGGGUGAAAGAAUUUCAAGCUGGACGAAAAGUAGACUGGGACUUGUAUCAACGGGGUAAAGCUCAAAGCAAGCUGUAG
This is a messenger RNA of Clonostachys solani, 1845 nucleotides long. The record is from the annotation of a GenBank genome assembly. NCBI's taxonomy places the organism in Eukaryota, Fungi, Ascomycota, Sordariomycetes, Hypocreales, Bionectriaceae.